Messenger RNA from Glycine soja, 1896 nucleotides. RefSeq names its product AAA-ATPase At2g46620-like. Bases 230 to 1588 code for a protein of 452 amino acids. The transcript has a single exon. Gene Ontology annotation, molecular function: ATP hydrolysis activity; ATP binding. The record is from RefSeq and is a predicted model, not a curated record. Lineage: Eukaryota; Viridiplantae; Streptophyta; Magnoliopsida; Fabales; Fabaceae.
GCAAAAGAGAUAGCAUUAGGGGGAGAGAGAAAAUAGGUUUAUUGAGGAGAAUAGGAGCGAGAAGCGUAACAAAAAGGUAGUAGAGGAGAAACGGUAAACAAACAUUGAGACGAGGAAUGACUUGAGCAGCUGCAAUAAAAAGAGGGUAACUUUCUUCUUCUUCUUUCUCUCCCCAGAGAAUUCAAUUAAUCCAAACAUGUUCUUUUGAGGUUUUGGUCCCGGAUCAGCCAUGUUUCUUUUCAUAUUUCUCUCAACCCUCGUUUUAAUCGCGGUUCGAGCGAAGAAGCUAUGGAUAGCAAUCGAAGACUGGUUCCACGUGUACCAGUUCUUCAAAGUCCCAGAACUCAACGAAACCACGCAGCAUAACCACCUCUACAGGAAGGUCUCCCUCUACUUACAUUCCCUACCUUCCAUCGAAGACUCUGUCUUCGCCAACCUCAUCACUGGCAAGAAGCAAAACGACAUCGUCCUCUGCCUCGGCCCCAACCAAACCAUCCAAGACCACUUUCUCGGAGCCACACUCUUCUGGUUCAACCAAACCGGAACCUUUGUUCUCAAGAUCAGAAAGGUUGACAAGCGCCGAAUCCUCCGUCCUUACCUUCAGCACAUUCACGCCGUCGCCGACGAAAUCGACCAGCAAGGGAAGCGCGACUUGCGCCUCUUCAUUAACAGCGCCCACGACUUCGGACGCUGGAGAUCCGUUCCGUUUACGCAUCCUUCCACGUUCGACACCAUCGCCAUGGAACCGGAUCUCAAAACCAAGGUCAAGUCCGAUCUCGAAUCUUUCCUCAGAGCCAAGCAGUACUACCACCGCCUCGGCCGCGUCUGGAAACGGAGCUUCCUCCUCUACGGUCCCUCCGGCACCGGAAAAUCGAGCUUCGUCGCCGCCAUGGCCAAUUUCCUCUCUUACGACGUCUACGAGAUCGACCUCUGCAAAAUCCCUAACGAUUCGGAUCUGAAAUCGCUCCUCCUCCAAUCGACGCCGAAGUCGGUGGUGGUGAUCGAGGAUCUGGACCGGUUCCUCGCGGACAAAACGGCGAGAAUAAGCGCGUCGGGAAUACUGAACUUCAUGGACGGGCUUUUAACCUCGUGUUGCGCCGAAGAGAGGGUUAUGGUGUUCACGAUGAACACGAAGGAGCAUGUUGACCCGAACCUGCUUCGUCCGGGUCGGGUCGACGUGCAUAUUCAUUUUCCGCUUUGUGAUUUUUCGGCGUUUAAAACGCUUGCGAGUAGUUACCUUGGCGUGAAGGAGCAUAAGUUGUUUCCUCAGGUGCAGGAGAUUUUUCAAAACGGGGCGAGUUUGAGUCCCGCUGAAAUCGGUGAGUUGAUGAUCGCGAACCGGAACUCGCCGAGUCGUGCUAUUAAAUCGGUCAUCACCGCCUUGCAAACGGACGGUGAUGGGAGGGGGUGCGGCUUGAUCGGACGGCAGACGGAUGAUGAUGAAAUGGAUGAACCUGAUGGGGUUGUGUGCGGUGAGGGUCUCCAUACGGUUAAGGAUUUGCGGAAACUGUACGAUUUUUUCAGGUUCAGGGUUACUAGAAGAUCUUCGUCGUCCAAUGCUUCCUUGCCCGCAAGCCCAUUGCGAUAAUUAGUUACAGCAUUGGAAAAGAAUAAGCAAUGUUCUCGAUUGCACUUCAUUCCCUUUCAAAAGAAGGCAAUUUGGGGGCAAGCUUCUUUUUUGUUCAUAGCCGAAUUAGUCACAACAUUUAUUCAUUGGAUGCAACAUUGGGACUCUUGGAAAGUGUUGGCAAUUGUCGUUUUUGCAUGGGAUUUUGGGUGUACAUCUUUAGAAAUAGAUUCAUAAAUUGCAUAUAGGAAAACAAUUUGCAUUGGCAAAACAAAAUUAUCUAGAGUUUGUUUCUCUAUUUUGGUGAAUUGUGAAUCCACUUUCAUGUA